Molecule: messenger RNA, 1794 nt
Organism: Lodderomyces orthopsilosis Co 90-125
Lineage: Eukaryota; Fungi; Ascomycota; Pichiomycetes; Serinales; Debaryomycetaceae
Gene: KRS1
Product: lysine--tRNA ligase
Exons: 1
Coding region: 1-1794 (597 amino acids)
Biological process (GO): lysyl-tRNA aminoacylation
Cellular component (GO): cytoplasm; cytosol
Molecular function (GO): tRNA binding; ATP binding; lysine-tRNA ligase activity
Source: RefSeq, a predicted model, not a curated record
AUGUCUGAAGUUGAUAAAGUUGCUGAACAAGUACAAAAGACAUACUUAGAUGAUGUCACUGGUGAACAAGUUUCCAAAACAGAAUUAAAAAAGAGACAAAAGCAAAGGGCCAUUGAAGCUAGAAAAGCUCAAAAAGCACCAGCUGCUGCUCAAACUUCUGCCAAGUCAUCCAAAAAGAAGAACGAAUUUGCUGAUUUGAACCCAAACCAAUUCCACGAGAUCAGGUCUCGUCAAAUUGAAGAAUUGAGAGAAAAGAAUAAUGCUGAUCCAUCUGCAUUCAAUCCUUAUCCUCAUAAAUUCGAAGUCACCAAGAGAUUACACGAUUUUGUUAAGGAGUACAGUCACUUGAAGAGAGGCGAAUCAUUGAAAGAUGUUACUCUUCAAGUUACUGGUAGAAUUAUGACCAAGAGGGAAUCCGGAUCCAAAUUGAAAUUCUAUGUUUUGAAAGGUGAUGGUGUUGAAAUUCAAGUUAUGGCUCAAGCUCAAGAUGCAGAUUCACCAGAAGCCUUUGAAGAAAUGCACGAUAUUUUGAAAAGAGGUGAUAUUAUUGGUGUUACUGGUUAUCCAGGUAGAACCACCCCAGCUAAAGGUGGUGAAGGUGAAUUAUCAAUUUUCGCUCAAAAGGUGCAAUUAUUAACUCCAUGUUUACACAUGUUGCCAACGGAGCAUUAUGGUUUCAAAGAUCAAGAAGCUAGAUAUAGAAAACGUUACUUGGAUUUGAUUAUGAAUGAUUCAAGUAGAGAAAGAUUUAGAGUUAGAUCCAAAAUUAUUCAAUAUAUCAGAAAGUUUUUGGACCAGCGUGAUUUCGUUGAAGUUGAAACCCCGAUUUUGAAUGUUAUUGCUGGUGGUGCCACUGCUAGACCAUUUACCACUCAUCAUAAUGAUUUAAAUAUGGAAAUGUUCAUGAGAAUUGCACCAGAAUUGUUUUUGAAAGAAUUGGUUGUCGGUGGUAUGGAUAGAGUUUAUGAAAUUGGAAGACAAUUUAGAAAUGAAGGUAUUGACAUGACCCAUAACCCAGAAUUCACCACUUGUGAAUUUUAUCAAGCAUAUGCUGAUGUAUAUGAUUUGAUGGACAUGACCGAAAUGAUGUUUUCGGAGAUGGUUAAGGAAAUCACUGGUGAUUACAAAAUCACCUAUCACCCGGAUGGCCCAGAAGGAGAAGCCAUGACUUUAGAUUUCUCAAGACCAUGGAAGAGAGUUAAUAUGAUUGAAGAAUUGGAAAAAGUCUACAAUGUUAAAUUCCCAGCUGGUGAUCAAUUACAUACUGCUGAAACUGGUGAAUUUUUGAAAAAAGUAUUAAAGGACAAUAAUUUAGAAUGUUCACCACCAUUAACCAAUGCUAGAAUGUUGGAUAAAUUAGUUGGUGAAUUAGAAGAUGCAUCAAUCAAUCCAACAUUCAUCUUUGGUCAUCCACAAAUGAUGUCUCCAUUGGCUAAAAAAGAUAGAAACAUUCCAGGAUUGUGUGAAAGAUUCGAGGUGUUUGUCGCCACUAAGGAAAUUUGUAAUGCAUACACAGAGUUGAAUGAUCCAUUUGAUCAAAGAGCAAGAUUUGAAGAACAAGCUAGACAAAAAGCUCAAGGUGAUGAUGAAGCUCAAAUGGUUGAUGAAACUUUCUGUAAUGCUUUGGAAUAUGGUUUGCCACCAACUGCUGGUUGGGGUUGUGGUAUUGAUCGUUUGGCUAUGUUUUUGACUGAUUCAAAUACUAUUAGAGAAGUUUUGUUGUUCCCAACUUUGAAACCAGAUGCCUUGGUUUUGAAAGGUGAAGAACCUUUGAAGAAUGAAGAAGAGAAGUAG